AACAGCUAGAGGCUCACGGAGGCCACUCACCUCCCGUUCGUUUCUUGCAUUGCAUCUCGCUCUCUCUCUCUCUCUCCCCUUCCCUCCUUCCUUCCUUCUAAAAUGCUACUCCAUGCUCCACCUUCACCAUGUCUCUCCUUACUAAGCACAAAAUCACGACCCAAAGCAGGACUACUUUCACCAGAGAAUUGUCUUCUAUCGUCAGAUAUAUACUAUUCUAUUCCGCCUAAAAGACUUGAAAACUCCAUAUGGGUAUCGAGCAAACGGUCCAUUUUUAGCUCUGCUACUACUAAAGCUGCCUCUGUUGAAGGUGUAGCUGGUGCUUCAGCAAUAUCUACUGGGGUGGCUGAGAGUGAUGUGCUGAAAGCCUUGUCUCAAAUCAUCGACCCCGACUUUGGGACAGAUAUUGUAUCGUGUGGUUUUGUGAAAGAUCUACACAUCAAUGAGUCUUCAGGAGAGGUUUCAUUUCGGUUGGAGCUUACUACACCAGCAUGUCCAAUCAAGGACAUGUUUGAGCAGAAGGCAAAUGAGGUGGUUGCAAUGCUUCCUUGGGUGAAGAACGUGAAUGUGACAAUGUCAGCACAACCUGCACGACCCAUUUUUUCUGAGCAACUCCCAGUGGGUUUACAAAAAAUCUCAAGUAUUGUGGCAGUUUCAAGUUGCAAGGGAGGUGUGGGAAAAUCAACAGUAGCAGUAAACCUGGCUUACAGUUUGGCUGGUAUGGGCGCCAGAGUUGGUAUCUUUGAUGCUGAUGUCUAUGGUCCCAGUUUACCGACAAUGGUGUCCCCUGAAAACCGACUGCUAGAAAUGAAUCCAGAGAAGCGUACCAUAAUUCCAACUGAAUACUUAGGAGUUAAAUUGAUUUCUUUUGGAUUUGCCGGACAAGGUCGUGCAAUAAUGCGAGGUCCAAUGGUUUCCGGGGUCAUCAACCAACUUCUGACUACUGCUGAGUGGGGAGAGUUGGAUUAUCUGGUUGUUGACAUGCCCCCUGGAACCGGUGAUAUCCAGCUCACUUUAUGCCAGGUAGUCCCUUUAACUGCGGCUGUUAUUGUUACCACCCCUCAAAAGCUAGCAUUUAUUGAUGUUGCAAAAGGAGUUCGCAUGUUUUCAAAGCUUAAGGUACCAUGUGUUGCUGUCGUUGAGAAUAUGUGCCACUUUGAUGCUGAUGGAAAACGCUAUUAUCCAUUUGGAAGAGGUUCAGGCUCUCAGGUGGUCGAGCAAUUUGGAAUCCCUCAUCUAUUUGAUCUUCCCAUCAGACCAACUCUGUCUGCUUCUGGAGAUAGUGGAAUGCCUGAAGUGGUGGCCAAUCCUCAAGGUGAAGUUGCAAAGACAUUUCAGAACCUUGGAAUUUGUGUUGUGCAACAGUGUGCCAAGAUUCGCCAACAAGUAUCUACAGCUGUCAGAUACGAUAAAUCUAUCAAUGCAAUCAGGGUGAAGGUACCAGAUUCAGAUGAAGAAUUCCUUCUGCAUCCUGCAACUGUUAGACGGAAUGAUCGUUCUGCCCAAAGUGUGGAUGAAUGGACAGGGGAGCAAAAAUUGCAAUAUACAGAUGUUCCAGAAGAUAUUGAACCUGAAGAUAUUCGUCCUAUGGGGAACUAUGCUGUUUCGAUAACAUGGCCUGAUGGAUUCAGCCAGAUCGCACCUUAUGAUCAGCUGCAAAUGAUGGAGAGGUUAGUCGAUUGUCCUCAACCAACUCCUGCACAGGCUUGAUUCUAUUACCAUUAUUUGUCAACCUACAACUCAGUUGGGUGGACUGCAUCAAUGCCUUUAGGACGAUAUAUGAAGCAAGUUUAGAAACUUUUGUUUUUUUGCUCGCCUGCGGGCAUAAUACUAUCUAGUGUAGAUUAGUAGAAUCUUGAGAUCAAUAGGUCAGUCUAAACAGUUACCUGAAUUUUUUAUGAGUCAUACAUCCUAGGACUCUACUCAUAUUAGUUUAUUUUUUCCCAUUGUAUACUGUUUAGGCAAUUAUGUAUGAGAGAUUCCUCCAGUGUUGCAAGGUA
This is a messenger RNA of Carya illinoinensis, 2000 nucleotides long. RefSeq names its product fe-S cluster assembly factor HCF101, chloroplastic. Gene Ontology annotation, molecular function: ATP binding; ATP-dependent FeS chaperone activity; 4 iron, 4 sulfur cluster binding. Gene Ontology annotation, biological process: iron-sulfur cluster assembly. The record is from RefSeq and is a predicted model, not a curated record. NCBI's taxonomy places the organism in Eukaryota, Viridiplantae, Streptophyta, Magnoliopsida, Fagales, Juglandaceae. The transcript has 15 exons. The coding region runs from base 103 to 1710 and encodes 535 amino acids. Gene Ontology annotation, cellular component: chloroplast stroma.